AUCUGUGGAUAACAACACUUCCCUUUUGAUAUUUUAGGUCGUCUUUUGUUCUAUAUAACCCCUCUAAAUAUCUUUUCUUCCUUGAACUUUUUUUGGCUUUUAUAUAUCUGUUUUCUUUCUACCUCUCUCUCUUCUAAUCUAUUCUUCCUUUAGCCUUUCAUGCCUUUUGUUUUUGUCCAAACCCUAGACUCAUCGAGACUCUCGAGAAAUGUAUCACAGUCAUCACUUUGGUCCAUGUCUGCAUUGCCACUCUCAAAGCUACAUUAAAAUGGUUCGACAUCUUAUUGAGAGAUGCUUGCUACUUCACAUGAGUCGUGACCAAUGCGUAAAGGUGCUAGCAGAGCAUGCAAGCAUUAGGCCACUCGUCACGCUUACAGCGUGGAGAGAGCUACAAAAAGAGAAUAGGCACUUCUUCCAAGCAUGCUUCCACUCUAUUUCUCCCAGGCCUCUGAUAGGCAGUUAUAUUCAAAGGGGGGCAAGAUUUGGAAGAAGGAAACAGUACUGGAAGUAAAUGUGUGUUUAUUCUGAAACAUACGAGGGCUGGGCCAUUUUUGAAUGGUCUAAGUUAGUCGAUACAUCUUUCUGCAGCCAGUGAAGACGUUUUUGUUCAAUCUGAAACGAAAAGCACAUUUCCUAGAGAAUCUACUCUUAAAAUAGCAAGUGACUUGAACCCUAAAUCGUAGGCCUGAAAAACGAACAGCUUUCUUGUUAUAGAAGUUUAGGUCAAGUCUUCAUUCACUCGAAGGGUGUCCUUCCCAUAUGGAAUGCCUUGGGGCCUUUGUCUCGCGGAAAACUUUGCCAUCUUCGACUGCCUGCAAAUUUUUCUCAACAGAAAGUUAUGCAUAAAUGAAUGGCAUAAAUUUAAUUAUUACAAACGCAUAAGGAGCUAGCCUCUGCUUUCAAAUAAUAAAUUUGGCAUUCAGUAGUUUGAACUACAAAGAUAGUGACAAGUUUUGG
Molecule: messenger RNA, 957 nt
Organism: Pyrus x bretschneideri (Chinese white pear)
Lineage: Eukaryota; Viridiplantae; Streptophyta; Magnoliopsida; Rosales; Rosaceae
Exons: 4
Coding region: 209-511 (100 amino acids)
Source: RefSeq, a predicted model, not a curated record